UGAGACUGAACGAGCAGUAAGGGAUACGUGGUCGGGAAGGGAGUGUUGCGUCUCGUCUUAAUGUAGCAGAGGUGCAUUGUUGUCCAGUACAAUGUGACCUAAAGGCCUCUGGUGCUAAAUAUAUACAGGAAACAGUUUAAAGAGGCCAUGUGAUGGGUUUUGAACGUGUCUGGUACAGUGGAGGAGACUGAUGUGUGAAGAGUGAGUUUCGAAAGAUUACGGACCUUUCUUACUCUUACUUCGGAUGCUGUCAAAGAAAUCCAUAUAACCAAAAGGAUAAAACAAAACAAGGCCACCACGCACCAGAAUUUCAAAGAUGUGAGGAGCAGAUAAAUAUUAUAUCGAUGACAGCCUACCCCGCUCAUGCGCCUAGAACACCAGGACGCACUUACAAGCAAUAGCCGCCACCAGCAUGAGCAGUCUUUUCCUGGAGGGUACAAGCACAAGGUGUAUGGGUGCGCAUUCUCGACCCUUUGUGGCGAUACAAGCGGCACUACUAUUAUUACUACUACAAGCGCUUCCUCCAGUCAGCGCACAGGCAGAAUGCUCUAGUCUAGACUGCAAAACUAUAUGUAUUCAAAACCACCCUGGUUUCAAGCCACAGGAUUGCCGAAGGUGUUGUUCAAAAGAUAAAGAAGAUAAAACGAAUGAAGCAAUGGAUGCAAUCAAGGAGCUGCAGCAGAAGAUGACGGUGAUGAUGGGAGUGACUUUAGGGCUGCUACUGCUGCUGAUCAUGCUGGUGGUUGUGGUGCUUCUCCGCCAAACCUCAACCAAGGCCCUCAAGGCUGCCCUCCCUGUGUUCUUCAGAAACAAUGACGAGGGUCGGGCCAGCAUUGAGAAGCGCCCCUUGCCGCCUACCAGAGUGCCACCAGAAAAUAGAAAUUCAACUGUGGUUCGAAUAGCUGACUACCAGAAUAACCACAGUCCUCUCACUAAACGCAUGCGACCUAAUGGCAUGGCAGAGCACGGACAUGGGCUCCCUCUGCCAGCUGAAGAGCUACGUCCCCGCCAGCCUUCCGAAUCCACUUGCCCUGACGAGAGCGAUCUCUCUCAACCACACCAAGACAACAACUUGCCGCCAGGAGCUUAUGUCAACUUAGCCUUAUCCCACACCUCCUCCACCUCCACUCUGGCUCCUGCGGUAUCCACUAAUACACUGGACACAACUUUACCUUCCAUGAAUCCCACAUCACUUGUAUGAGUUUAAAUAAACUAAGUUCAUGUGCAGAGAACCUCCCGUCUCCACGCUCAGGAGCCAUCCUAUGUAACCGUUCUGUGACUCUUACAUCACAUUCAAAGUCCAGAUUUGUGUGUAGAAAACUUCCGUCCAUUUCCCAACUCACUCAGAAGCCGUCAUUGUAAGCCUUGUGCAAUAUAAGGAGAAUUUUGUAGCAGCAUGAGAACAUGUAAUAAUACUUCUUAAAGCACUACCCCCUUAGUAUUCUGAUAAAAGCAUUGAGAUGGAUUUCAAAGAACCAUUAAGUGCAUUAAAUCCCAUACCUGAGUAGGGAUAGAGACUUAAACUUCAGGAACAGAGAUAGAAAAGUACAAUUACAUGUUUUUUUGUGCCACAAAAAAACAUAUCUAUGCAAGAAUUGAAACUAAGUUUUCAGAAUGCCAGGUUUCUGUGACCUUGAUUGCAACAAUUGGAUGUGCAGUUAAGUGAUAUUGUGAAAUGAGAAACAUUAUGCACAGACUAAUACAUAUGAAGUAAAGGAAAUGUGCAAUCUCUGUGUGUGCAUGUGUAUGUCUGCAUGCGACUUCAAUAUGAUGAGAUUUAUAAUGCAGAAAGAAAGACAUUAAAAAGACACUCCAAGGUGUUCUGAUAUAUGUGAUUGAAGUCCUACUACUGCAGUGCAAGGCCAAUGUUGUCGUUAUUAAGAUUAACAUUCCAGGUGAUGAUGUAACCAGUAUUCUGCAAGGUAGAUACUAAGUAACUGUGUGCAAUAAACUGUACACAAAAUGGAUAGCAUGAGGAUCCUGCAACUCACAAUGAUCAGCAUUUCUACACUAAAUAAGUCACUUAAUAACCUUCUAAUGUUACUUAAAUCAUCAUGCAGAGUAAUGGCCAAAUCUACUCUCUGUGAUGCUGACUAUGCAAAGGUUACUAAAUGCUGAUGAAUUUAGUUUGGAAAUGCCCUUCACUAUUGGCUUGGUGGAUCUUCAUAUCCCUUAAAGUAUAUAGUAUUCCAUCAUUUACAGUGAUACAUUAAGACAAUUACAGAUUCUCUUAAUUUCUUUAACCCAUAACUAACCCAUGUCUUCCUGAUAGCAUUUGUUGUGUUCGUCACUCACAAAAGUCUAAGCAGAUCAUAGUUUAUAUGUGAAAUAAUUAUAUUGCUCAUACAGUAUAAAGUAUGCAAAUUUCUAUGAUGAAUUACAAUGCUAUAGAA
Messenger RNA from Scylla paramamosain (green mud crab), 2393 nucleotides. RefSeq lists its product as uncharacterized. The coding region runs from base 413 to 1201 and encodes 262 amino acids. The transcript is spliced from 5 exons. Lineage: Eukaryota; Metazoa; Arthropoda; Malacostraca; Decapoda; Portunidae. The record is from RefSeq and is a predicted model, not a curated record.